Molecule: messenger RNA, 1721 nt
Organism: Zeugodacus cucurbitae (melon fly)
Lineage: Eukaryota; Metazoa; Arthropoda; Insecta; Diptera; Tephritidae
Exons: 4
Coding region: 306-1589 (427 amino acids)
Source: RefSeq, a predicted model, not a curated record
UUCACUAUAGCACGUGAGAAUUGCGGCUUCUAUAAGAUUAAUAUUUAAUUGCCGCAGCGACAUACUCGAAAUCGGGAAGUAAAAAUAGAGUUAAGAAACUUCGCUUCGGCUGAGACUGGAACGAAUUAUGUAGCACCUCGCUUACUUCAACAAAGGUUUACAUCGGCUAUAAAUGUUAAAGCCAAGCGUUUUUCGUAUAGUUAUUGGUCUCACGUACUUCUAAUACAUCGGGUUCUUCAAAGUGCUAGUAGUGAAAUUUUGUGUCAAUUGUUGAAUGUAAAAAAGUAAAAAUUAACGAAGGCAGGAUGUCAGCAGCAAUAGAGACACAAAAGAGUGGUAAAGCAGAAGCCGACAAUGGCGCACCGAAAGCUUCGCUUCAGAUCCCCGAAUGGUUGAAGGCAGACCUAUUUUUAGAAUUGCUGCAGAAAAACGUACCGAACUUUAAGUGCAUUAGAAAUUUCAGCGCCGAAGCCUCAGAAAAUGCUGGCGAGAAUUACGUCACACUCAUGGCCUUGUUGAAUAUUGACGCAGAGCUUGAAGAUGGAAAAUCCCAACAGGUUUCGUAUAUGAUGAAAAUACCCAACGAAAUGGUGCAGAAGGUGAUAAAUAAUCGUAAGUUCUUCGGUACCGAAGGAAUUAUGUAUAGAGAUGUGAUACCGGAAAUGGAGAAAUUGUAUAGUGACGCUGGUGUUCAAGUGCGUUUUUCACCAAAAUAUUAUGAUAUCGAGACACCAUCUGAAUUCGGUGUUAUACUCAUGGAGGAUUUACAGCCGCAUAACUUCAAAAAUGUCAACCGUUUGGAGGGUCUCGACAUAGAGCACACUAAGUGCGCAUUGAAAAAGUUAGCACAGUUGCAUGCUGCCUCAGCGGUACGAGUUGAGGUUAAAGGUGAAUAUCCGGGAAUAGUUUGUGUGGGAGUUUAUACCGACGACGUUUUGAAAAUGCUAGAGCAUAUGAGUAAGACCAUGACGUCACUGUAUAUGGAGUGUGUGCGCACGUAUGAGGGUCACGAAGUCUACUACGAUAGUUUGAAAAGAACUUGUGAGAACUUUAUGAGCGAAUUAUGUCAACUGCUGAAAGUCGAUACAAAUGAGUUCAACGUCUUAAACCAUGGUGACUUUUGGGCCAACAACAUUAUGUUCCAACACGAUGAUGCGGGUAAAGUGAAAGAAACAUAUUUUGUCGACUUUCAGUGUGUGCGCUACGGCUCACCUGUGACUGAUCUCUACUAUUUGCUGUUAUCCUCGACGAACCUGGAUUUGAAGCUAAAGUAUUUCGAUUAUUUUGUUAAGUAUUAUCAUGAUAAUUUGAUUGAAUACUUGAAAUUGUUGAAAUAUCCUAAGAGAUUACCCACUCUAAAAGAAAUCCAUAUUGACCUCUUGAAGAAAAGCUUUGGGGCUGUGUCCAUUAUUAUGAUUCAGAUGCCCCUGGCGCUGCUCGAGCUAACUGAGGCGGCUGAUCUUUGUAGUUACCUUGGCACUUCAGAAGUUAGCAUUGCGUUUAGAAGACGCAUGUAUACAAAUCCACGUUAUCGGAGGCACAUCGAAAAGGUUUUGCCCUGGCUAUAUCAUCGUGGUACAUUUGAAUAAUAAACUUGAGUACUUUGAGUCGGUCGUAAUUGAAAAAUAUGUAGACAGUGUGUAGUAAUAUAAUUAAGUUUAUUUUAAAUAAAGGUGUGUAUCCUGUAGCAUUUGGAUAAAUAAAGUUAUAGUUCAAUUGUU